Drosophila busckii is the source of this 2022-nucleotide messenger RNA. RefSeq names its product TNFAIP3-interacting protein 1. Gene Ontology annotation, biological process: regulation of cilium assembly. Lineage: Eukaryota; Metazoa; Arthropoda; Insecta; Diptera; Drosophilidae. The transcript has a single exon. The record is from RefSeq and is a predicted model, not a curated record. The coding region runs from base 103 to 1821 and encodes 572 amino acids. Gene Ontology annotation, cellular component: centrosome.
UUAUUUUUUUUUGGUAAAAACGCAUUUAACAAAUUUUCGGUUGGUAAUAAAUUAAACCAAGUGCAAACAAAAAUCUGCAGCGUGAAGCAAAAUCUUUUGUAAAUGUUAAUAACGGCCAAGAGCAAAGCGACAACAAAGACGAGAAAAGGCCAAGAGUUGGCCGAGUCAAUGGGCAAACAGCAAGCGGUGGAGGAGGACGAACUGGUAGCAACAAGUGGCAAACCGCCACCGCCCAGCGAUGCAACAAGCAACGACAGCAACUGUGCGGUGGAAGAUGAUGAUGAAGACGAAGAGGACGAGGACGAUGCAAUGACGCAAAGCGAUAACGAAGCAGAGCGCAAGGGCAGCGAUGAAAUUGGCGAAAAGCUAAAGCUAGAGUUGUGUAAAUACAAACAGGAGCUAAAGGAUUACAAUGAAACGACCAAAGAGCUGGAAGAGAAAUAUAUGAAAAUCAACUAUGAGCUGAAUGCAAUGCAGGAUCAAUUUACAGGUGCGCAAGCAGAGGAAGAAGUAGAGCAAAUAGAUCGAAGCUAUUGUGUAUCAGCAACGAGCAUUGGUUCGUCGCUUACACUACAGGAACAAUAUCGCAGCAAUACAAGUUUUAUGACUGUGCUGGCAGCACAAAGUUCGGUGGAGCAGUUAGCCAAACCGAGGGUGCAAAGGGGUAACAAAAACACCAGACGCAAGGUGUCCGCGGAAGAACUGAUGGAUACGCUGGCCAAGCGACACGCCAGACGUCACUUGAACACAACAGAGGAUCAAGAGAAUUCGCCUGCAAUGCUUAAGGAUAUGUUUAAUGUGUUGAAGGAUGUAAUGAAUACGCAACCACAGCAUAAAAUGGAGCGUGAGCAGAACGACUACAAGCAGCUGUAUUCCACUAUAAAGAGUCUAAAAAGCGAACAGCUGCAGUUUAAAACGCUUAUUAGACAACAACAGGAGCGACUAAGCGAUUAUCAUACGCGCUGUGUUAAAGCGCAGGAGAUAAUGAAGACGCAAAAGCAUGAGCUGGACAAGCUGCAGGUGAACAACAAGCAGCUGGAGUCGAGCAUCUUUCACGACUUUGAUACGCUGCGCAGCAAAAUCGAUGCAAAGCUCAAACAUGUUAGUCAGCUGCCUGGCAAAAUGCGCGAGGAGCACAGCAAAUAUGAAAAGGUAAUGCGUGAGAAUUGUUUGCUGGCCGAUAAGCUGCAGCAGCUGCAGCAGGAGGCAGCGCAGCUGCGCGCCAAGAUCGAUGAGCUGGGCAAGCGCAAGUUGGUCACUGUCAAUCGUCUAAAAGCUGCCGAGCGUGAUUUGAAAAUCUUUAAAAACUAUAAUGCUGCAUUAAAAUCGGAAAAGCGUCGCAUUGCGGAUGAACUUACCAGCACUAAGCAGCAGCUGGAAACGCUGCAGUUGGCCAGCAAGCGUCAGUUGGUGCGUCAUCGUGAGCAGACGGAGAAGCAGCGUCGUGAGCUGCAGAAGCGCAUCUUCGAUUUGGAGCUCAAGUUAAGUCGCAGUCAAAAUUCCACCACAAGUUUAAUACAAGAGCGCGAUAGUCUCAUAGCCGAGUUGCAAACCCAACUGCAUACGCUGGUGCACAACUUUGAGGUAUCCCAGAAGCACAUACGCGUCCUACGACGACACAUCUAUUCCAUGACCACAGGUGCGCAUGCCAGCUGCUCCUCUUCUGCUGGCGCUGGAAUUCCUUCGGGCAGCGGCGCUGGCAUUUCCUCCGCCACUACGCGUGAUCCUAUAACGCGCGUUAGUCAACACUCCCAGAGCUGCAAUGUAACGGGAACGGGAGUUCGUAUUAGUAGCUCACGCUCGCUGAAGCACAGAUCCUAGCUCUGCUCAGCUCCAGCGCUUGCUGUGCAGCGCUCUAGGCAACUUGAUUAUAAUGCUCAGUGCUAAAGAAAUUUCUUAGUUUUGGCUUUAUGAUCAAGUUGCUGGAGCGCUACACAACACUGGUUGCAAAAUAACGGUGUUCAUGUUUCAGUAUUUUCAGAUUGUUUUAAGUCUUAAUAAAGUUUUGUACAAACGUUUAAA